UAUCAGCUGGCGGGCUCGACAGACAAUAUUGAAGAUUUAUGUAUCAGUCGAAUUGCACGUCGGACCAGAGUGCCUUACUGGAGAGUUGUUAUUCGGAAUUUCUGGUGGAUUAUCUCCAGCAUCUUGACGUGUCAAAUUGUGGAGUAAUAGUCUCACAACUAUCCCCGCUGCCGCACUCAAUAGAAGGAAGCGUGAGAAGAUUCUAAAUUCGUCAAAAUGCUUUGCAGUCGAUUGGCGAGGUUCACUUAUCAGACGGCCCUCCGAUCUCAGGUUCGCUACCUGAACCUUUUGGAGUAUCAGAGUAAGGAGCUGCUGCAGGAGAAUGGAGUGUCGAUUCAAGCCUUCAAAGUGCUGGAGAGCAAAAAGGACGCUGAUAAGUUGCAGGGAUUCGACGUUCCAGAAUAUGUAGUCAAAGCGCAAAUUCUUGCUGGCGGUCGCGGGAAGGGACACUUCGACAAUGGAUUCAAAGGCGGAGUUCACAUCACAAAGAAACCAUCUGAAGUCAUUGAUCUAGUGGAUAAGAUGAUUGGUCAUCGUCUGAUUACUAAACAAACGCCCAAGGAGGGAAUUCCUGUGAGAAAAGUAAUGGUAGCUAGGAGUGUUAAUAUUAUUCGUGAAACAUAUCUCUGCAUUCUGAUGGACCGGCAGAGCAACGGACCCGUGCUGAUCGCCUCACCAGCUGGUGGAGUUGAUAUUGAAGCCGUGGCUGAGAAAACCCCAGAACUCAUCAAAACAGUUCCUAUAGAUAUUAGCAAAGGCGUUUCAGGUGAACAAUGUGUGGAUAUUGCAAAGUUUCUCGACUUCAAAGGGGAUCUAGUUGAGAAGGCAGCAAGAGAAAUUGAAAAAUUAUGGCAACUAUUUGUAAAAGUUGAUGCAGUGCAAAUUGAAAUUAAUCCUCUCGCUGAAACAUCAGACGGACAAGUGAUUUCGGUCGAUGCAAAGUUGAAUUUCGAUGAUAAUGCGCAGUUCCGCCAAAAACGCAUAUUCGAGUUAGAAGACGACACAGAGCUGGACCCCCGGGAAGUUGAAGCGGCGAAAAAUAAUCUUAAUUAUGUUGCAAUGGAUGGAAAUAUCGGAUGCUUGGUGAAUGGUGCUGGUUUGGCGAUGGCUACUAUGGAUAUAAUUAAGUUAAACGGCGGAAACCCGGCCAAUUUUCUGGAUGUAGGAGGUGGCGUUAAGGAGGACCAAGUUUUAAAAGCGUUCCAAAUUUUAACGUCUGAUAGUAAUGUGAAAGCGAUCCUGGUGAAUGUUUUCGGAGGUAUUGUGAACUGUUCCACUAUCGCUAAGGGUAUCAUCGGAGCAUCGAAAACAUUACAGCUUAAGGUUCCUUUAGUUGUACGUUUGGCAGGAACUAAUGCCGAAGAGGCACGGAAACUUCUGGCCGAAUCUGGGUUGCCAAUUAAAACUGCUACUGAUUUGGAUGAUGCGGCCAAGAAAGCUGUUGCUUCAUUAAAAUAAUGUUAAAGUUUUGAAGACUAUGUAAGAAGGGUACUGUAGGAUAUACAUUUUUUUACAAAUACAACUGGAUUUACAGCUA
Molecule: messenger RNA, 1537 nt
Organism: Hermetia illucens (black soldier fly)
Lineage: Eukaryota; Metazoa; Arthropoda; Insecta; Diptera; Stratiomyidae
Gene: ScsbetaG
Product: succinate--CoA ligase [GDP-forming] subunit beta, mitochondrial
Exons: 4
Coding region: 217-1458 (413 amino acids)
Biological process (GO): tricarboxylic acid cycle; succinyl-CoA metabolic process
Cellular component (GO): mitochondrion; succinate-CoA ligase complex
Molecular function (GO): ATP binding; succinate-CoA ligase (GDP-forming) activity
Source: RefSeq, a predicted model, not a curated record